Molecule: messenger RNA, 719 nt
Organism: Brassica napus (rape)
Lineage: Eukaryota; Viridiplantae; Streptophyta; Magnoliopsida; Brassicales; Brassicaceae
Product: probable LRR receptor-like protein kinase At1g51890
Exons: 2
Coding region: 117-719 (200 amino acids)
Source: RefSeq, a predicted model, not a curated record
UCUUUUUCAUUUGUCUCUGUAUCUGUUGUUUUGUUCUUUGUGUUGAGAUAGUAAAUAAAAAAGAUACUUCAAUUUCUCUCCUUUUAUAGGUAUGAUAACGACAUUCAUGACCGAUUAUGGUUUCCAUACUGUCUAUAAGCACGAACCUUUUGGUCAAUAGUACAAAUAGCUUCUACGAUGUGCCACAACGUGUGGUGAAGACUGCCGCCGUCCCUGCAAAUUCUAGUCAGCCUCUGACCUUAAAUUUGACUCUGGACGAGACCACUGCAGAGUCAUAUAUAUACAUGCAUUUCGCAGAAAUACAAAAUCUUGAAGCUAAUGAGACCAGAGAGUUUAAUGUCACUUAUAAUGGGGACCAAGAAUGGUUCUCCUAUUUUAGGCCUCCAAAUUUCAAGAUAACAACUGCAUCCAGUCGAGAAGCUAUGAGUUCUCCAGAUGGGAAUUUCAAUUUCACUUUAGCCAUGACCGGUAACUCAACUCUUCCUCCUCUUAUCAACGCCGUCGAGAUUUAUGAAGUCUUAGACCUUCGACAGCUUGAGACUGAUGAAGAUGAAGUUUCUGCUAUGGUGAACAUCAAGAGAAGUUAUGAGUUGAUGAAAAAGGUUAACUGGUGUUUGAACGGGAUUCAGUCGAUUAGGUUGAAAGAACUCGGAAAUGGGAUGACUAAAGACGUUUUAUUAGAUUCAAACCAAAGGGUUACAAGAGUGGCAGGAAAGUGA